Messenger RNA from Liolophura sinensis, 3214 nucleotides. RefSeq names its product peroxisomal acyl-coenzyme A oxidase 3-like. The record is from RefSeq and is a predicted model, not a curated record. Gene Ontology annotation, biological process: lipid homeostasis; fatty acid beta-oxidation using acyl-CoA oxidase. Gene Ontology annotation, molecular function: fatty acid binding; pristanoyl-CoA oxidase activity; FAD binding. NCBI's taxonomy places the organism in Eukaryota, Metazoa, Mollusca, Polyplacophora, Chitonida, Chitonidae. The transcript is spliced from 15 exons. Gene Ontology annotation, cellular component: peroxisome. The coding region runs from base 88 to 2280 and encodes 730 amino acids.
AAUGUGACAGGAUUGUCAUUAUCAAAGCUGACAGUGUUUUAUUGCAGCAAGAAAGAGAUUUCACUAUAUCACGAGAGGAAACAAACAAUGGAUAGAAAGAAUGAUCGUCUGCUGGCAAUGGGGGCACUUCAGGGAGAAGAGGUACCCGUGUCGGCCGAUGUCAACUUGGCUGGACUGGGAAAAGAUCUAUCGGACAUUGACUUGCUGAAGGAUUUUCAACCUGGGCCAUUAGAUGAAUAUCGAAAAAAAGCUUCGUUUAGUUGGAAGAAAAUGAGACUUUUCCUCGACGGAGAAGAUAUGUUGCGAUUUAAGAACCAUAUUUGGAAGACGUUGGAGAAUGACCCACUGUUUGCACGAUCAAUCGAAACACAGUCUCUAGAAAUGACUAGGGAGUUGACAUUCAAGCGUUGUAAGCGGCUGUUUGAGUAUGACUUUCUAACAGACGAUAUGCUUUUUCAGAACCCCCUUUUUUAUAGAGGGUUGAAUGAUUGUCUAGGUCAGUAUGACUGGUCGUUGUCAGCGAAGGUCCAGCUGACUCAACAGUUUUUUGGUGGCACCCUGCAGUCCUUGGGCUCUUCCAGACACAGAGAGCUUGUUAAACAGUGUGAUGCUAUGGAGUUGUUUGGCUGCUUUGCACUGACAGAAUUGAGUCAUGGCAGUAACACCAAAGCUAUGAGGACAACAGCUACCUACAUCCCAGGCACAGAGGAGUUUGAGCUGAACACCCCUGACUUUGAAGCAGUGAAGAUCUGGGUGGGCAACCUGGGGAAAACGGCCACUCAUGCCCUGGUCUACGCUCAGCUUUACACGCCCGAUGGGAAGUGCCAUGGACUGCACACAUUUGUCACCCCAAUACGAGACCCCAGGACUCUGCAGACUCUGCCAGGUGUUAUGGUGGGUGACAUGGGCGAGAAGAUAGGUCUCAACGGCAUUGAUAAUGGAUUUGUGAUGUUCAGCAAGCUCAGAAUCCCCAGAAUUAACCUGUUGAACAAGACUGGGGAUGUGUCAGCUGCCGGCAAGUAUAUCACACCCUUCAAGGACCCUAAUAAGCGUUUUGGAGCCUCCCUUGGAGCGUUGUCUGGGGGUCGGGUGGGGAUCACUUCCAUGGGACUGACUAACCUCAAGAGUGCAAUCACCAUUGCGAUCAGGUACUCGGCCGUUAGAAGACAGUUUGGACCUCGUGAGAAUGAGGAAAUUCCUGUGAUAGAGUACCAGCUACAGCAAUGGCGUCUCUUCCCGUACCUGGCACUGAUGUAUACAUUAGAACAUUUUUGUAAAACCUUCUUCAUGGACUAUGUCUCCAUCCGAGCUGGAACAAUCAUGGGAGACAACAGUCAAAGACAGGCUGACCUGGGUCGAGAGGUGCAUGCGUUGUCAUGCAUCAGCAAGCCACUGUCAGGAUGGCUGGUCAGAGAUGCCAUACAGGAGUGUCGAGAGGCAUGCGGAGGACAUGGAUACUUUAAAGUGAAUCGCCUGGGAGAUCUGCGGAACGACCAUGACCCAAACAACACCUACGAGGGCGACAACAACGUUAUUCAGCAACAAACCAGCAACUAUCUACUGGGAAUGUUUGAGAACUUUGUCACCAAAGGAGAGCCCAUGUCCUCCCCACUAGAAACCAUCAACUUCAUCAGUGACUACAAGACAAUCCUUCAACAGAAGUUUUCUGCUAGGUCUAUCAGGGACUGCAAAAAUCCUAAAGUGGCUCUGGAAGGCUACAAGUGGUUAGUGUGUCGGCUGAUGAGAGACAGCUACACGAAGCUCAGACAGGAGCUGGGGUCUGGGAAAGACCAAUUCUCAGCGAGAAACGACAGCCAAGUCUAUUACAGCAGAAGCCUCUCUCUGGCUUACAUGGAGCACACUGUUCUGGAUAGGUUCUGUAAGCUUUUGGAUGGAGAGUAUGAGGACCCUGUUCCCCGUGAACUCUUUCCUGUUCUGGAGAAACUUGGUGCCUUAUAUGGAUUGUGGAGCUUAGAGAAACAUAUGGCCACACUGUAUCAAGGAGGCUAUGCAGUGGGCAGUCAGCCAGCAGAGUAUAUCAGGGGUGCAAUCUUGGAGCUGUGCCAAGAGCUGAAGCCAGAUGCUGUCGCGCUCGUAGAUGCCAUGGCUCCCCCAGAUUUCAUCCUUGGCUCGCCUAUUGGACACUCAAAUGGCCUGAUUUAUAAAAACUUGUAUGGAGCCAUGCUUCAGGGCCCCAAAGUUUUGGAGCGACCCGAUUGGUGGAGAGAGUUUGUGGACAAACCUGUGGUUGGCUCUCUGAAAACUGUGUCCAAAUUAUAACUGUGGCAACCACUUAUAGAAUCAUUCCAUUGCUCUUAAAAUAGGAUGAACAUGAUUGGUUGACUGUUGCAGUUAAACAUGCGGUUGUAUUUAUAUAUUGAUAUGCUGGAAACAUAUAUUUGUCACUAUACUGCCUACUGACUUGCUGUGAGCUGCUUGUGGAUUAGUGUGUGUGUUGUUUUCAAGCAUGAAAAUUAUCCUGUGCAUGUCUUUUAUUAACAGCAGGACUUUGUGCAUUCAUGACGCCUGGAAUUGCUUUUUAAAUGAAGCUGCAUUACCGUCGUACUACAGCUGAUAAAAAUGCAUCAUUCUAUAAUAUCAGGACCAGAAUGAUUAUGAUUUAUGCUACAUCAGCAAUAUUUCAGCCGUAUCGUUUCAAGGAUUUGCUUAGAGAAAGAGUGAUAGUUUGUCUUGGUGCGUGGAAACUGUACUCCACAUGGUGGAUGGAAUCAUAGCAUAUAUUUCAAAUGGGUGGCGGUUUGACCAAAAUUCAGCUCAGUUUUUCUUGCAUGUGCAUAUGUGCAGCUUGAUAAACAGUGAUUAAUUAAAAGUGAAGUUUUUUUAAACAUGACAUGAUUGAUGCCUUUAAAACUUUACAGCUAAAAACUGAAGUUGUUAUUACAAUUUUUACUUUACAUUGUAAGUAUGUUUUUUUAGACCAUCAACAUGUGAUGAUAUUAUUGUAAAGUGUUAUUUUAUUAUUAAUGUCAUAAAUUGCAUUGUUAAGAAACGAGUGAUUGAGAGGUAUUUUUUAAAAAAAGAUUUUGAGUCAGGAACAAAAACAAAGAUGUUACCUCAAUUCUUAACUGAAAUGUAUACAUAGUUAUUAAAGUUAACUCUGAGUAUGGAAGUCAUAGGCGGUCUGUAUUACAGUCUCCAUGCUUGUGCCGUCAUCCGGAAAGUAAGCCCAGUACAAAAUUCAUAAGUUUAUAUA